GGGGAGGUGCGGGUUUGAGGGGAGGGGGCGGGGCGGGUCCUUCCAUGGGGUGGGGGGAGGGGCGGGGGCCCAUGUGACCGGCUCAGACCGGUUCUGGAGACAAAAGGGGCCUUAGCGGCCUUAGCGGGACAGGCCGGAGCGGGAGGGAGCGAAGUGUCGAGCCGGCAGUGAGCGAGAUGCAGCACCGAGGCUUCUUCCUUCUCGCCCUUCUUGCCCUCUUGGCGGUCACGUCUGCAGUGGCCAAAAAAAAAGAGAAGGUGAAGAAGGGCAGCGAGUGUUCGGAGUGGACCUGGGGGCCCUGCACCCCCAGCAGCAAGGACUGCGGCAUGGGUUUCCGCGAGGGUACCUGUGGGGCCCAGACCCAGCGCGUCCAUUGCAAGGUGCCCUGCAACUGGAAGAAGGAAUUUGGAGCCGACUGCAAAUACAAGUUUGAGAGCUGGGGGGCGUGUGAUGGGAGCACUGGCACCAAAGCCCGCCAAGGGACCCUGAAGAAGGCGCGGUACAAUGCCCAGUGCCAGGAGACCAUCCGCGUGACCAAGCCCUGCACCUCCAAGACCAAGUCAAAAACCAAAGCCAAGAAAGGAAAAGGAAAGGACUAAGUCAGGAGGCCAGACAGCCUCUGGCCUUGCCGGGAGCCUGAACGGAGCCCUCUUCUCCCACAGGCCCAAGAUAUAACCCACCAGUGCCUUUUGUCUUCCUGUCAGCUCUGUCAAUCACGCCUGCCCCCUCACGCCCACACCAAGUGCCCAAAGUGGGGAGGGACAUGGGAUUCGGGAAAGUGAGCCUCCCCAUACCCCCUUUUGUUCUCCCCACCCUGAUACCUGUUAUUAAGAAAUGAAUAAAAUAAACUCACUUUUUUUCCAAUAAAA
Mus pahari (shrew mouse) is the source of this 869-nucleotide messenger RNA. RefSeq names its product midkine (gene Mdk). The record is from RefSeq and is a predicted model, not a curated record. The coding region runs from base 177 to 599 and encodes 140 amino acids. The transcript is spliced from 5 exons. Lineage: Eukaryota; Metazoa; Chordata; Mammalia; Rodentia; Muridae. Gene Ontology annotation, molecular function: growth factor activity.